AGCCAUAUAUAUAUUUUUCCUUGCACUAAGUGAAAUUCCGAUUUUUAGAACCUCUAAGGAUAACAAACAAAUCGGUUUGGUAAAAAAUCGGUGUCCAGACUGUUCGACUGAGGGGAGUGAAAUGACUUUUGGCCAAUUUGGUUCAAUUUUGUAUUUCGAGAAAUCGGGAUUCCACCAGGCAUGUAGUUUUCAAUCUGCCUAUUCCUACUCUCACUACCUCAGUUAAUUUUCCUUUUUUUUCCCAAUAAUCUAUUUCACUAAUUAUCUUUACCAUAUAAGUUCAUAUAUUUCGUUCAGUUCUCUUGGGCCCCCAGGGUAGAAAUAUUUUUUCCGUUGCACCGGGGAUCCCACGGGUGAUUUGCACACCAUUGCAGUGACUGAUGGAUGAUGGGAUAGUCACACGCCGCUCGCGGCCAUGUUGGUUUCCUUUUGCUUGACAAUGGAGUCGGUUAUUGAGCAAUUUCUAGUUUGUUUCUAAAAUUACCCACUAAAGCAAAAUGGGGGACAUGGAAAUUGUAAGACAGUUCAAUAGUGAACUGUCGACCAUCUAUGAAACUAAGCCUCCUAUUUCGAAAGCAAAAGUUGCUUCGGUUACCAGGCUUGCUGUUAAAGCCAUCAAGUAUUACAAACACGUGGUGCAAAGCAUCGAGAAGUUUGCGCAAAAAUGUCGGCAGGAGUACAAGAUUCCAGCUCUGUAUGUGAUGGAUUCUGUUAUCAGACAAUCGAGACAUCAGUUUGGUUCUGAGAAGGAUGUAUAUGGACCACGAUUUGCCAAAAACAUUAAACCAACAUUCCAGAACAUCUUCAGAUGUCCUGUCGAGGAACAGGGAAAGGUGAUCAAAGUCUUGAACUUGUGGCAAAAGAAUGGUAUUUAUCCACCUGAAGUUAUUCAACCUCUCCUGAGCUUGCCAUCAACAUUGGAAGAAGAGGGUGAAAUACCAUCUGCUGUGGAGAUGUUCAAGGAAUCCUCUGUAGAAAUGCCGGAAAGUCAAGCUGUCCUGAGCUCGAGUAAUCCACUCGCUACAGUGCUGGAGGAACAGCAGCAGGAGCAUUUAAAACAGAUUCAGCUUCUUCAGCAGAAGCUUCAAGAACAACAGCGGAUCAAUGAACAACAGCAACAGCAGUUAAUGCAACAGCAGCUUAUGCCUUCAGGAGUACCUCUGAUGCAGCCUGGGGGACCUGGUAUGCCACAGGGUUUGUCCAGUGUGCAGCCUACACUGCAAGAGCCCCAGCCAGGGUAUGAAGCUCCUCACCAGUCUCAGCUCACAGCUGAAGGAGCUCUGUCAUCGACAGCCGAACCUCAGGGAAGUGGUCUACCCCCACCAGUGAUGGAACAACAGCAACCUAAGUUUCAACUACAACCAGAAGUUUAUGCCCAGAUACAAGCACUUACAGGUAUGAAUAUCAGAAUGCCACAGGCAAACCAGACUGCUGUACCAGACUCAUCCUCAGUUUCAUCUCAGUCAAACAUUCCAGAGGAAAAUAGUUCAGAUCCCCCUCCAUCCAAUCAAAUGCCAGGACUUCCUAAUAGUGCAAAUUUUGGACCUCCACCCGGUAUGCCUGUGUGGGCUCCCCAUGGGAUGGGUCCUGCUGGCAUUCCUGCUCAACAGGGUCCCCUCCAAGAAGAGGAAAAGAGAUCGUCUCUCAUUGAUGAUUUUGACUAUGGCGAUGAUGAUGAUGAUGCCUCAAGGAUUGCUGAGCAAAGACGGCAUUUGUUGGAGGAAGAGAGAAGGCUGAGCCAAGAAGUCCACCCUCACAUGGGUGACAUGCAAGGUGAAUUUCAGAAUACGUUCCGACCGGUGGGUGAGCAAUCUGACCGACACCCAGAUCCUGCAGGAUCAUUUGGUAGAAGAUCGCCAGACCUGCAUCCCCGGGAUAGGUCACCUGGUGGCCAUUACCAUAAGUCCCGAUCACCAAGGAGACGGAGUAGAAGUCCCAGAUGGAGAGAUCGCUCACCCAGAAGAAGAUCACGUUCUCCUUAUGGGAGAGAACGAGACAGGGACAGGGAUAGAGAAAGAGACAGAGGUAGAAAUCGUGAAAGAGACAGGGAGUGGCACAAAGAUCGAGACCUUGACAGGGACCGUGAAAGGGAAAGAGGACGUGGGAGUGACCGAGAGGCUGAAAAAAGGAGUGACUGGAUACCAGUACCGAGAAAGGAGACUUUGAGUGUUUGUAGUACAACAAUCUGGGUUGGACAUUUGGGCAAAACAGUCAUGAAAGAAAACUUGCAAGAGAUGUUUGAAGCUCACAGACUGCCAGUUUCAUCCAUUGACAUGGUUCCACCUAGGGGAUGUGCCUAUGUUGUAAUGGGUCAUAGACAAGAUGCUUCAAGAGGUCUGGUCUCCUUGAAGAAUGCAAGAAUUCAUAGUAAUCUUGUCAAGGGCUUCACAGCCAUAGUCCACAACUUAACAGUGAACUUUGCAGCAUUGUUGAAAGCAGACAGAAGUUCUACAAUGCUUUACUUUGCUAGAAUUGGAGAAAGAAAAACCUUUAGAAGUUGCUGA
Orbicella faveolata is the source of this 2504-nucleotide messenger RNA. RefSeq lists its product as uncharacterized. Gene Ontology annotation, molecular function: RNA binding. The record is from RefSeq and is a predicted model, not a curated record. Lineage: Eukaryota; Metazoa; Cnidaria; Anthozoa; Scleractinia; Merulinidae. Gene Ontology annotation, cellular component: nucleus.